Trichoderma reesei QM6a is the source of this 1338-nucleotide messenger RNA. RefSeq names its product glycoside hydrolase family 27. The record is from RefSeq and is a predicted model, not a curated record. The transcript is spliced from 2 exons. Gene Ontology annotation, molecular function: hydrolase activity, hydrolyzing O-glycosyl compounds. Lineage: Eukaryota; Fungi; Ascomycota; Sordariomycetes; Hypocreales; Hypocreaceae. Gene Ontology annotation, biological process: carbohydrate metabolic process. The annotation marks the transcript as partial.
CCGCUCAAAGUCAUCAGCUAUGCCCAGACUCCGGGUGGCUUCCGAACGCCAGCCCGAGGUUGGAACAGCUUUGCCCUGCAGGCCAACCCCAACGCAGGACCCAGCUUCAAGUUCGACCAGUCACAUGUCCUGACUCAAUGCAGCGUCCUGGCUUCAGACGGCUUCAAGGGCAAUUAUGACUACUGCAGUCUCGACUCUGGCUGGUCGGUGGGCGACCAUGGCGAUGACAACGGUCGGCUGAUCUAUGAUUCAAGCCUGUUCGACAUCCCCUCGCUAGCCAGCUCCCUUCAUGAUCAAGGGCUCAAGCUGGGCGUGUAUGUUGUUCCCGGGGCCUUCAUCAGUGACAGAAACAAGACAAUACUGGGAACCGACACCACCAUCGGAGAGGUCUGCACAGGUGACGAGGGCUUGAUUCGCUGCAUCUUCGAUUACACGAGGCCGGAAACCCAGCAGUGGCACAACUCGGUCGUUGACCUAUUUGCCUCUUGGGGCGUCGACUUUGUCAAGCUUGACUUUGUCACUCCAGGUUCGCCCGACAAUGGCCAGAACCUCCCUGCAGACCAGAGCGGCUCCGUCAUCGCCUGGCACAACGCCAUCAAGAACAACGGCCGCCAGAUGCGCCUCGACAUCUCCUGGAAGCUGGACCGCACCAAGAAGUACUUUGACAUCUGGAGCGCCAACGCCGACUCCAUGCGGACAGACCAGGAUCUCAACAAUUCCGGCUCAAACGUCCUCGUCGCCUGGGGCACCGUCCAGCGUGCUAUCGAAAACUACCGCCAGUGGAUCGUUGCCGGCCUGCAGUUUUACGACCAGCUCACCAUCUACCCUGAUCUCGAUAACUUAGUGUCUGGCAACCCGGAGAGCAUCUCGGGCCUUAGCAAUGGCCAGCGUACCACUGUCACAACGCUUUGGAUUGCGGCCGGAGCGAACCUCAUCAUUGGCAACGACAUGACCACACUGGAUGACUUUGGCAAGAACCUCCUCACCAACCCUCAAGCCUUGCAAGUCGCUGCCUUUACCGCCCAAUAUCCCAUCCAGCCUCGCAACCCCGGCUCGGGCGGCCAGGCGGCCACCCAGUUCCAGGCCUGGAUCGCGGGCCCUUCUCCCUCUGGCGAAGCCGUCGUCGUGCUGGUGAAUCUCGGCCCAGACAACGGGCAGGGUGGUUUCGGAACGCAAACGCGCGGCGUCCAGACCGUGUCCGCAACGUGGCAGGACCUGGGCAUUUCAGGCCAGUACAACGUGCAAGACAUCUGGAACAACAAGAGCUUGGGGGUCGUCAGCGAUCAGGUUUCUGCUCAGCUCAACGAGGGCGACAGUGUCCUGCUGCAUCUGACGCGG